Messenger RNA from Geodia barretti, 789 nucleotides. NCBI's taxonomy places the organism in Eukaryota, Metazoa, Porifera, Demospongiae, Tetractinellida, Geodiidae. The record is from the annotation of a GenBank genome assembly.
AUGGACCUAGGAUUGAAGGGAAAACGCGCAAUUGUAACAGGUGGGAAUCGGGGUAUCGGUCGGUGUUGUGCAUUGACACUCGCCCGUGAAGGGGCGCGGGUGUGCAUCACUGCCCGCAACCAAGAACGUUUGGAUGCGGUUAUCCACGAAAUCAACGAUGCCGGUGGUGAGGGACACGCCGUUGCGGUCAACUUAACGACUCUGGAAAGCUGCCAGAAAGUUGUGAGCGAGACUGUGGAACGUUUCGGCGGUGUUGAUAUCUUGGUCAACUGUGCAGGCGCGGCGAGGGGAGGCGAUAUCUUAGACCUAUCCACGGAGCUGAUUGAUGAUGCACUCAGUUUGAAGAGUUAUAGCUAUCUGCGGAUGUCCCAGCUUGUGAUUCCGCACAUGAGCCAGAACGGAUGGGGCAGAAUCAUCAAUAUCGCCGGCGGCGCGGGAACAAGUCCUUCUAGCGGAAACAUCCCAGUCAGCCUUGCCAACAUCGCCAUUCUGAAUAUGACGCGCGCACUUUCGGAUGCGGUCUCCAAAGAUGGGAUCUUGGUGAACACGAUUUGCCCGGGACUCACUAACACCCAACGGGCACGCGAUGUGCAGCAAGCCAGCGCGGAUCAGGCGGGCAAGGAUGUGGAGGAGCUCCUCCAAGAGCUCGGUAACGAACUCCCCGCAGGACGUAUCGCUGAGCCGGAGGAAAUUGCUGAUGUGGUGGCAUUUCUGGCAUCAGAGCCGUGCUCGUAUAUAUUCGGCAGCUCUAUAUAUAUGGACGGCGGUGGGAGACGGGGGACACCGUAG